AAAUUCAUUCAUUCACCUCUCUUCCCGCUGGGACAAUACAAUCGGCCAUAAACAGCAAACAUCCAAGCCCCUGUACAUAUCCAUCUCCAUCUAUAUAAAGAUCCAGCUGAAAUCACGCUGUCGCCCAAAUGGUUCUCCCCCGAUUCCUCUAUCGUUUACCAAGACCAAUUGCUAAACCAUAUCCUUUGAUUCCCAAAACUUAUACCCUCUCUCCUAAUUCCUCUCUCCCUCCUUGUCAAGAUCAAAACUCGACUCCCAGUCCAACAAACCAUGUCGAAAAUCCAGUUGGGUUCCCUCCCGCUGCGCUUCUUCUUCUUCGGUUUCACAACACUCCAGGCUUCCACAGACCAAUCCAUGACAAUUCAGCAAAUACCCAAGUCUCUAGCAACACCACUGACCAAAACACAGAUCUUACAUCAGCCCGAAUUUCCGAAAACAGUGAAAAACUUUGCAAAAUACUACUAUCAAACCACCACACUUUAGCAAGUCCUGACCCUGCUUUAAACUCUGCCAAAGUUGAGGUGUGCCCCACACUUUCUAUUUCAGUACUGAAAAAACUGAGCAACGCUGGAAUCCUCGCCCUCUCCUUCUUCCGGUGGGCCGAGAAGCAAAAAGGGUUCAAACAUACCACAGAGAGUUACAAUGCUUUGAUUGAGGCUUUGGGAAAGAUCAAGCAAUUCAAGAUGGUUUGGAAUUUGGUGAGCGAAAUGAAACAGAGGAAUCUGUUGACGAAAGAGACAUUUGGGCUGAUUUCGCGUAGGUACGCAAGGGCUAGGAAGGUGAAAGAAGCCAUUGAGGCAUUUGAGACGAUGGAGAAAUUCGGGUUGAAGCUAGAAUUGUCGGAUUUUAACCGGCUGAUUGAUACGUUGAGUAAGUCGAGAAAUGUGGAAAGAGCACACCAGGUGUUUGAUAAAUGGAAAAACAGAAAGUUUCAGCCCGAUAUCAAGUCGUACACGAUUUUGUUGGAAGGGUGGGGGCAGGAACAGAAUUUGAUUCGUUUGGAUGAGGUUUAUAGGGAGAUGAGGGACGAUGGGUUUGAGCCGGAUGUUGUGACUUAUGGAAUUAUGAUCAAUGCUUUUUGUAAAGCUAAGAAGUUCGAUGAAGCGAUUCGGAUGUUUCAUGAGAUGGAAACAAAGAAUGUAAAUCUAACUCCACAUAUAUACUGUACUUUGAUCAAUGGAUUGGGAGCUGACAAAAGGCUCAGUGAAGCUGUCAAGUUUUUUGAACUAUCCAAGGCCAGUGGUUUUGUUCCGGAGGCACCCACUUAUAAUGCACUUGUGGGUUGUUACUGCUGGUCACAGAGGAUGUAUGAUGCGCAUAAGGUGGUAGAUGAGAUGAGAAAAUGUGGGGUCGGUCCGAAUUCACGAACAUAUGACAUAAUCCUUCAUCACUUGGUAAAGAAUGGGAGGACUAAACAAGCAUACUCGAUUUUCGAAAAAAUGAGCGAUGACUGUGAGCCAAGUGUGAGUACUUAUGAAAUCAUUGUUAGGAUGUUUCGUGAUGAGGGGCGUUUGGCUAUGGCAGUGAGGGUUUGGGAUCGGAUGAAACAGAAAGGAGUUCUCCCGGGUAUGCAUAUGUAUUCGACCUUGAUUAACAGUUUGUGCCAUGAGAAUAGGCUGGAUGAUGCGUGCAAGUAUUUUCAGGAGAUGCUUGAUAUGGGCAUUCGGCCUCCUGCCCCGAUGUUCAGUAAUCUGAAACAAGCUCUUCUUGCCGAUGGGAGGAAUGAUGCUGUUCAGAUUCUGGGUCAGAAGCUCGAGAAACUGAGGAAAACACCCCUAGUUGGUUGAUGAGUUUGAGAGAUCUUACGGCUUGGAAUUCUUGUGGCUGUUUAGAUCACAUUGCGAAUCGUGGUAAAGGAAACCAAAAGUGUUGGGGACUGAAUAUGGAACUAUUUACGCCGGAAAGCAGCCGUGCAGUAGAGGAAGCAUUGCGGCAUUUGGAUGCUCUGAAUAGAAAUUAGCAUUUGCUUAGUUUGGAUUCAGAGAUCGUUUAUGGAGAAACUUGAGUUUGAGAAUAUGUCUGCAUGCACAAUGAGAAAAAAGAGGGAGGCUGCUGCUUAUAAAUUAUAAUGACAAUGCAUGGAUUUUAAUAGAUUUUGGGGUUUGGCCAUUUCUCCAUUCAUGAUCUUCAGAACCAAAUAUCUGUGAUUGAGGCAACCUUGGCAAAGAUUUUGGCUUGUUCAAUGACUUGAAAAGACUUAUUUCUCUUCUUUUUAUUUUUAUGUUUUUAGAUACUACUAUGAUAGCCGACUCCAAGUGAUUGGGACGUAAGGCUCGGUUUGGUUUGGUUUGGUUUUAGAUACUACUAUGAGAUAAGAAAUAUAUACAUCUGCAUGAGAAGGGGUAUGGCGUUUCAACUACCUGUUUGCAUGUGUGACAGAGGUUCCUGAAGUUUGGGAAAGAUGCACAAUACUUUCAGUGUAUCUGAAAUGAUUCUAGUGCCCUAUUUUGGGUCACUUUUAAAUACCUUUGAAUCUUCA
Messenger RNA from Rhododendron vialii, 2479 nucleotides. RefSeq names its product pentatricopeptide repeat-containing protein At1g71060, mitochondrial. Bases 129 to 1787 code for a protein of 552 amino acids. Gene Ontology annotation, molecular function: protein binding. The record is from RefSeq and is a predicted model, not a curated record. NCBI's taxonomy places the organism in Eukaryota, Viridiplantae, Streptophyta, Magnoliopsida, Ericales, Ericaceae. The transcript has a single exon.